Molecule: messenger RNA, 989 nt
Organism: Impatiens glandulifera
Lineage: Eukaryota; Viridiplantae; Streptophyta; Magnoliopsida; Ericales; Balsaminaceae
Product: ras-related protein RIC2-like
Exons: 2
Coding region: 162-812 (216 amino acids)
Cellular component (GO): endosome
Molecular function (GO): GTP binding; GTPase activity
Source: RefSeq, a predicted model, not a curated record
UUCUAAGAUCCCAAACACUGGUCAACAAGGAAAAGAAAAAAGUUGUAACAGAAUUCACGCCGAGAAAGAGAGAGAAAAUUCCCCUCCUCCAAACUCUUCCAAAUUCUCCACCAGGAAACUGAGGGACAAGAUUUUCUCAGUGAGAGACUUUGGAAAUUGUGAUGGCUGGAUACAGGGCAGAAGAUGACUAUGACUACCUCUUCAAGGUGGUUCUGAUAGGGGAUUCUGGUGUGGGCAAGUCCAAUUUGCUAUCAAGAUUCACUAGGAACGAGUUCUCUCUCGAAUCAAAGUCCACCAUCGGCGUUGAGUUCGCUACCAGGAGCUUGAAAGUGGACGGUAAGGUCAUUAAAGCUCAGAUUUGGGACACAGCUGGCCAAGAAAGGUACCGAGCCAUUACAAGCGCGUACUAUCGAGGUGCAGUUGGUGCAUUGCUGGUAUUUGAUGUAACCCGUCACUCCACGUUUGAAAAUGUGGAGAGGUGGCUAAGGGAAUUAAGGGAUCACACAGACCCAAACAUUGUAGUUAUGCUUAUUGGUAACAAAUCAGAUCUUCGACACCUAGUGGCUGUCACGACUGACGAUGGAAAGUCGUUUGCGGAAAGGGAGUCUCUCUACUUCAUGGAGACCUCUGCUUUGGAAGCCAAGAAUGUUGAUAACGCAUUUUCUGAAAUUCUCACACAGAUAUAUCAUAUUGUAAGCAAGAAGGCCAUGAUGGAAGCUGAUGGAGCUUCUACAAAUGUCCCCACAGGUGAAAAGAUUGACGUAACUAAAGAUGUUUCUGCUAUGAAGAAGGGCGGGUGUUGCUCGAGCUAAGGUUUUUCCUAAUCUAGAUUUCCUUGAGUUUUAAUAAUAUAUCCAUGACUAUAUAUAUAUAUAUACAUAUCUUAUUUAGCUUGCACACUUUGAUUGUUUACAAUGUCUUACUUUAGGAGAUUGGGAUGGAAAAUUUGUGCGUUGAAUAUUUAUUUAUUUUAUUCUCCAAAUUGUUGA